Messenger RNA from Lolium perenne, 1379 nucleotides. The record is from RefSeq and is a predicted model, not a curated record. NCBI's taxonomy places the organism in Eukaryota, Viridiplantae, Streptophyta, Magnoliopsida, Poales, Poaceae.
CCUAUAGCCGCCGCCACUAUCUCCUCUUCUCCCCACCUUUCUCUUUGCUCUCUGUGAACGAAGGAAGAAACAGAACCAUGGCUACCGCCACCUCCUCUCCGUGGCACCGCCGCUCACGACCACCCCUCGUCGAUCCGAGACCACCAGAAGAUCCGCCUUGUCGUCCUCUCUAUCCCCGUUCAAGGAAUCGAGCCGGGGCUCUCUCAAUCAACGGUGAAAUCGCCGAUUCCGCCUCCAACUCCGACAAGCAAUUCGUUGAUUCUGGCCACCCUCGUCCGCCCCCGGCCAAACCGGGCACACCAACGGCUUCCUCGUGUUCAGCCGCACCUUCGACGCCAUCUCGCUUCUUCUGGUUCGUUCCCAGGCGACGAAUCCAUCUCCGACCAAAGCUCCGUUCCGCCAUGGCCUUCAUCCCCGAGUUUCGUCUCGUCUGCUUCAAAAUCUCGGGCCGCCAUACUUCAGUUUACGUGGAGGCUGUCCAUACUCAAAAUCACCAGGCAGCCAAACUGAUCCACACGGGUUUUGGCCCAGAUCCUCUUCCGGAGCAGCCCGUUUCUCCAUGCGCCCAUCUCCUGCCCGUCGCUGCUUGCAGGCCAGAUUCGGCCCAGAACGGCGCAGCAUUUGCUUUUUCCCGGAUAGGAUCGCGAAGUGGUGUGGUGAGAUACGCCAAGUUCUCUGGAUGUCCCUCGGCAAGGUUUAACAGGCAAGCUUUUCCCCUAUACUUCUGCCCCUGCAGAAGUCGCUUACCUAUUUUAUUUUGCCUUCUCCCUCAUGCUAUCCUUAAGUUGCGUUCUUGUCACGUGUCCUUUCCACUUGUUACCUCAAGCAGCCCAUAUUGCCACCACCACCUCCUACGGCUAUUGUUUGGUUAUCGAGUCUGCCCUUGCGAGUCGUAGUGCAUGCUAGUGCUGUUUUAUCUCGUUACCGUUUUGUUAUCUUAUCGGGUUAUAUGUUGGGAAGAAUCAUGGUUACUUUAGUUGUUGAUAAUUGUUUAGCGGAGACAUCGGUGAGUAAGCUGAUCGUUUUGUGACGGCUCACUUGUGUUUCCUAAAUAUCUUAGGACCCCGAGUUCUUGUUAUCUGUUCCGAGACUGAGCGCUCUAACCACACGUGGGUAUGCUUACCGGGUCUCCCCUCGACCACUGCCGGAAUUUACAGCUUUGUCCAGUGGCCACAACUAGUUUGGAUGUUUGUUUUGUUUCUCCCGGGCGUGCAAGCUUGUUUCUUUGUGGUCGGAUGAUAUGAUGUUACUUUUGGGGAAGCCGUGAGUGCCUUGUAACCCCGUUGUCUCUUGCACGCUCGUAGGAUGCGGUACGUAUUGUUAAGAGGUCAUCCUCUAGUGGGCUCUGAUCCUCUUAGCCGUAGACGCAAACAGCUAAG